Molecule: messenger RNA, 1627 nt
Organism: Pseudoliparis swirei
Lineage: Eukaryota; Metazoa; Chordata; Actinopteri; Perciformes; Liparidae
Gene: btr02
Product: bloodthirsty-related gene family, member 2
Exons: 6
Coding region: 206-1522 (438 amino acids)
Molecular function (GO): protein binding
Source: RefSeq, a predicted model, not a curated record
UAUUCCCAAAGAAAUGUGAAUACACUUAAAAAAUAAUAUAAACAAUUCCUUUUGUUUGUCAAAUAAUGGGCACUCCUCAAGUCAAGUUAUGGUUAUUUCUGUGUUUAAACAUUUAACAUGUACUCAAGUGCAAACAUAUUAAAAAAACAAACCAAAAAAUUAAAACAGCUUUCUCAUACUUUGUUGACAUUGUAAUUUUCAGAGUAUGGCCUCUACAAUUAGCCUUCUCCCCGAGAAGCACUUCCUGUGCUCUCUGUGUGGAGACAUCUUCACCAGCCCGGUGACCACCCCAUGUGGACACAGCUUCUGCUCGUCCUGUCUCUGCCAAUACUGGACACGACACCAGUCCAAAUACUGCCCCAGCUGCAGGAGACUGUUUAGCGACAGGCCUGACCUCAGCGUCAACUACAUACUGGCAGAACUCUCAGAUAACUACAGGAAGGAUCGACCACAAGCUCCACCUGAUGAGGAAAUGGUUAUAGAUGUUGAGCAAAUGAUUCAGGAGAGGCAGCAGAAGGUAGAACGGUUUAAAUAUGCUCUGGAGUUACAACAGAACUCUUACCUCAGAGAGGUGCGAGAGAGCCAGAAGGUCUUUUCUGCCCUCGUCCACGCUAUGGAGAAGAGUCACAAAGCCGUAGUUGACGCAAUUGAGGGGAGAAAGAGAGAGGAGGAGAAGAGAGUGGCAACACUGGUGAAGGAAAUCGAACAGGAGAUCCAGGAGCUGACGAAGGAGAACACUGACCCAGAUCCCCGGAUUGCUCUGAAGAAUGAUCAAGAUGACGAUACGAUCCAAGACACCGUGAACGUUGCUCCCACGAUGUGCCCCUCUGAGAUGAAGGAUUGGUCCAAGGUUGUUAUAGAAGCUGACCCAUGUGUUGGGGUCACCAGACGAGCACUGGCAGACAUAAUGGAGAAGAUUAAGGUAGAAGUCAACAGGCUCUCCAAAUCUGAACUGAGGAGAAUAGAGAAGUACAUAGUGGAUGUCAAUCUGAGCGCCAAGACAGCCCACCCCUUCCUCUCCGUCUCGGAAGACAGAAAACAGGUGAGCCAUACGAACAAGCUUCAAGAGGUACCAGAUCACCCCAAGAGGUUCGACCGUGUGGCAAACGUGCUGGCCAAAGAAAGCUUCAGCGGCGGGAGGUGCUACUGGCAGGUGGAGGUGGGGGGGAAGAUGGAGUGGAAUCUGGGUGUUGUCAGACAGUCCAUAAACAGGAAGGGCAAGUUCUCCGUCUGCCCUGCAAAUGGCUUCUGGACUUUAAGCCUGAAGGCUGGAGGCCAGCUCAUUGCCAACACCUCUCCUGCCACGCCGUUGGCUCUGGAGCAGAGACCCAGGAAGGUGGGCGUGUUUCUGGACUACACUGAGGGCCGCGUGUCCUUCUACUGCGCGGAAUCCGGAGUCCACAUUCACACCUUCACAGAUACAUUCACUGACAGGCUUCAUCCAUUCUUCAGUCCCGGUCGCCUGCAUGGCGGCAAGAACGAUGCUCCCCUCAUCAUCUCUUCUAGUUUCUGCAGCAUUUAAACAUCCAACUUUUUCAUCUUCAACACAUCAUGUUUUUCUUUUAAUAUUUAUAAUUCUCCAGUAUGAAUAAAGUUGCUCUGCAUGUGAUUACCCUUCCAGUAUCAA